AUGGAAUGCAUAGGAGUUUUACCAGCGCCUGAAGAUGUUAUACAACCAACAAAUAUACCUCUAUUCGGAAUCCUGGCGGAAAAUACCACAGAACCGGGACAGUGCUAUUUCUGCUUUGAACAGAUUGAUCGAAACGAACUACUUGCGAUGACGAUGCAAUGCUGUCAACAAAAAGCUCAUUGUCAAUGUUUCCAAAUGUGGGCGGCGCAAUACAACGGCACAGACGUCGAAACCGUACGGUGCGGGUAUUGCAGAACACCAUUCCAGGACAAGAAACUCUGUUACCUGUGCUUACAGAAUAAAAACAACGGACAAGAACUAAACAAGACCCGAUGCUGUCAAACAACGAUCCAUAAAAACUGUACGGAAAUACUAAAAGAAAUACUGACCAAGCUGACAUUCGAAUUUUCGCUGGAAUGUGGCGAAUUAACCUUUUGUGGAUGCAUCUGGCACAAACUCUAAAAAACAUUAUAAUUAUCAAACAUCUCUACUGUAAACUACUGUAAAAAUUCAAUAAAUUGUUUUCAAAUAUUCAUCGCUGUACGCCAUUUUGAACAUUUCCUUACUUUCGGGUUUCCAUGACGUCAUUACUUCCGCCACUCCUGCAUACUAAUUACUUCCGCCGCUCUAUUCGCUCCUGCAUACUAAUUACUUCCGCCGCUAUACAGACGGGGUAAUACUACU
Messenger RNA from Paramuricea clavata, 684 nucleotides. The record is from the annotation of a GenBank genome assembly. NCBI's taxonomy places the organism in Eukaryota, Metazoa, Cnidaria, Anthozoa, Malacalcyonacea, Plexauridae.